Messenger RNA from Planococcus citri (citrus mealybug), 1260 nucleotides. RefSeq names its product chymosin-like. NCBI's taxonomy places the organism in Eukaryota, Metazoa, Arthropoda, Insecta, Hemiptera, Pseudococcidae. The transcript is spliced from 9 exons. Gene Ontology annotation, molecular function: aspartic-type endopeptidase activity. The record is from RefSeq and is a predicted model, not a curated record. Gene Ontology annotation, biological process: proteolysis. Bases 36 to 1094 code for a protein of 352 amino acids.
CUAACGCACUCAACGUCAGGGCGCUUUCUGUAAAAAUGAAGUCAUUCUGUUUAUUACCACUAAUAUUAUUCAUGAUAAGCAUCCACCACAUCGGAGGAAAUGGCAUCCGAGUGCCAUUAUCAAAAUAUGAGCCUGGAGAUGAAGCAUACGACCAAGGAUUUUAUGGAACUAUAUCAUUUGGAAGCCCACCACAGAAAAUCAACGUUUCCUUUGAUUGGAAAACUAAUGGAAUGUGGGUGCUCUCGAGUUAUUGCAACGAUUCAGUUUGCCGCACCCAAAAUCACAGUACUUAUAACCACAAAAUCUCGAAAACUUUCCGAAGUGUACAUGACUUUGAUACACAAGUUUGGAAACUGCGCUUUGGUGCUCGAGUAACUGAUGCAAUUACAAUAAAUUAUAUCCAGAUAUAUAACGUAACAUUUUUUGUAACUGCGAGCUCGGAGGCAUUCAACGGUAAACCAUACGAUGGUAUUGUGGGAUUGGAAUUAGAAAACGAUUUUAUACAAAUCUGCAAAAAAAUUGGACGGAAGAAUGAAUUUUCACUCUACAUCAAGGACAAUAAUACUUCUGAAUUGAUGUUAUGCGGGGAAGACAAGACAAAGUUUCGGGGUAACUUGCGAUACGUUACUGUAGCUGGUAAACAACCUUCAGAAUGGGAUGUUGCGAUGCAAAGUGUUUUGUUGCAUCAUGACGAUGAUGCUUCAACAAUGGAAUUCCCAAGUCUUCGUUUCACUCUCAACCCUAGCUCGUCAUACAUUACAGGGCCAGGACAUUACAUUGAAAAAAUUCACAAAGCGUUAAACGCCACAACAUCGAAGAUCAGUAACUUAAAGGAGGUUGACUGCAAAAACAUUCAUACGUUACCGAAUAUCACAUUUAGAGCUGGUAACAAUAAUUUCACUCUUACAGGAAAUGAUUACAUCAAACAGGUGACGCAAAAUGAUCAACAGGUCUGCAUAGUUCAGUUGACAUCACACGAGGCCUCAGAAUUAUGGAUUAUAGGAAACGUUUUCAAUAGGAAGUUUUACACUGUAUUUGAUGAAGAGAUGAAAAGAGUUGGAUUCGCCGAAAGCAUUCAUGAUGGGUCUGCUUAGAUACCUAGGUAUAUCAUCUUCCUCGUUUGAUGGGAAAAUGAAGUACCGUUUUUUAGUACUUACCUACAUAAUAUUAUUAAUAGGUAAAAUGAAAACUAUUCGUAGUUUAAACUAUAUACUCAUUGUAUUUUGUUUCAAAUUAAUAAAGUACGAGUAAUUAUAAAAA